UCACUGAUGGAAGAGAGAUAUCAUUCAUCCCCCUAAAUCCUGCCCAUUUAUGAUCCGAAAUGAAUAAAAACCUCGGCUUUAAGGUCUACAACACAAUUUAUCGUCAUAAUCAAGUAGGUGCAGACUUUACCUGAGCACAACUGGACUAACGUUCACUUGGUUGGUUUUAAUCAUGGUAGAAGUAAAAUGGCUGUGGAGCAGCAGUUUUUAUAUACUGAGCAUUUCAGGUCUUCUGACUGGCCAGUGUCACACCCUACCAGUUCCACACAGCUUAGACCAAGUCAGUGAUACCCAGCAGCAGAGGGCCUACUAUUUGCCAAUGGAGAUCACAAACCAAGUCUUCAGAGCUGCACUACGCGACUCAGCAUCUGAGGAAUAUCAGAGCAUGUAUACUGAAGUCAACCACUUGCUUGGAGGGGUUUACAACUGCUCUGACAACACUGUGUGUCCAACAAAUUCUUUCUAUGGGGGUGUUGCAGAAAUGACAUUCAGGUCUGGAUCAGUAAUCGCAAAUGCAACUGUGGUCUUCAAUACUGUCUCAAUUAACCCUGUCAUUGUGUACUACGUUUUUGUUGACAACGUCAACAAAGUUCAGCCUCAAACCCUGCAGCUCAAUCUGGCUUACACAAGCAUGGACAAAGUACAACAAACUACAGUGCCUCCUGUUACAGCAGCAACACCUACUACAACCACAACAACUGCUGCUACAACCACAACAACACCUACUACAACUACAACACAUACUAUUACCACAACAACACAUACUAUAACCACAACACCUACUACUACACCUACUACAACCACAACACCUACUACUACACCUAUUACAACCACAACAACACAUACUACAACUACAACACAUACUACUACCACAACAACACAAACUACAACCACAGCACCUACUACUACACCUACUACAACCACAACAACACAUACUACAACCACAGCACCUACUACUACACCUACUACAACCACAACAACACAUACUACAGCUACAACACACACUAAUACCACAACACAUACUACAACCACAACACCUACUACUACACCUACUACAACCACAACAACACAUACUACAACCACAACACCUACUACUACACCUACUACAACCACAACAACACAUACUACAUACAGCCACAACCACAACACCUACUACAACCACAACAACACCUAUUACUACACCUACUACAACCACAACAACAGAUACUACAACCCAUACUAG
This is a messenger RNA of Betta splendens (Siamese fighting fish), 1222 nucleotides long. RefSeq lists its product as uncharacterized. The record is from RefSeq and is a predicted model, not a curated record. Lineage: Eukaryota; Metazoa; Chordata; Actinopteri; Anabantiformes; Osphronemidae. Bases 173 to 1222 code for a protein of 349 amino acids. The transcript has 6 exons.